Messenger RNA from Triticum turgidum subsp. durum (durum wheat), 1521 nucleotides. Lineage: Eukaryota; Viridiplantae; Streptophyta; Magnoliopsida; Poales; Poaceae. The record is from the annotation of a GenBank genome assembly.
AUGCCAGCAACCAUGGCCGGCAUCAUGCGGGCCAUCUUGGCCUGCGUCCCCGCCGCGCCAUCCUCCACCGGCGACGGCUCCCUCUCCGCUGCCUUCUCCUCGACCUGCCCCGGCGGCGGCGGCGAGGAUCGCAUCAGCCGCCUCCCGGACGCGCUGCUCGCCGACAUCGUCUCCCGCCUCCCCGUCAAGGAAGCCGCGCGCACCGCAGCGAUCUCCCCGCGCUGGCGCCGCCUACGGCCAUCGACGCCUCUUGUCCUCGACGACACCGACAUCUUCGAUGACUUCGCCGAAGCCGACGACGACGACGACGGCGACACCUUUGGCCUCAUCGACUGGCGCGCCCUCACCAAUACCCUCUCCCGCAUCCUCUCCGGCCACCCGGGACCCUUCCGCUGCGUCCACCUCACCACGGCUUGCAACUACGCGUCCGCUCGCGGCGGCAGUGCGCUCGUCCGCUGGCUCCACCUCUUCGCCGCCAAGUCCAUCCAGGAGCUCGUCCUCAUCAACUUCCCCAACUGGCCCUUCAAGAACACCCUCCCUGCGGAGAUCCUCCGCGUCGCCUCCCUCCGCCGCCUGUACCUCGGCCUCUGGGACAAGUUCCCGGACACAAAUGACCUUCCCAGCGGCGCCCACGUCUUCCCGCACCUCGCCGAGCUCGGCUUCUGCAAAACCGACAUCAAGACCAAGGACCUGGACCGCCUACUUCAGUGCAGCCCCGUCCUGGAGAAGCUCGCGCUCAUCCUCUGCUACGACACGCCGCGCAACGUCCGCGUCCGCAGCCGCAGCAUCCGCUGUGUGCUCUUCUGGAUGUCCCUCGCGGACGCGCUAGCCGUGGUCGUCGCCCCGUGUCUCGAGCGCCUCAUCCUGUGGAACGACUGCCCUGGUGCCUGGCUCGGCAAGGACUUUCGCACCAGAGUCAAGAUUGGCUACGCGCCGGAGCUCAAGGUGCUCGGCUACUUGGAGCCAAGCUUCCAUGUGCUCGAGAUCGGCAACACCGUCAUCGAGUUUGGCACAAGGCCCAGCCCCACCACCACCAUUCCAAGUGUCAAGAUCCUGGCAUUAAGGGUGCGAUUUGGAGUGCGCAAAGAGGCUAAGAUGCUGCCUACCUUCCUCAGAUGCUUCCCCAAUGUCGAGACAUUGCAUGUCAUGUCUGCUGAAGCUGAUGAGCCCACUGGCAAGCUGAAUUUCAAGUUCUGGCAUGAUGUCGGACCCAUCAAAUGCCUGCAGUCACACACCAAGAAGGUGGUGUUCAAGAACUUCCGAGGGAACCGGAGCGAGGUCGUGUUCCUCAGGUUUGUCAUGGAGAGAGCACAGCUUCUGCAAAAAAUGGUGGUCGUGUUGGCAGAUGGAGACCCUGCUUCAGAGGAGAGGGUGGCGGCCAAGCUGAAAACUUUGGCUUGCAGCACCAAGCGUGCCAGCAGAGACUCAAAAUUCUCAAUCUUGGUGCGCAGCAGUGGGGGCAGUGAUUGGAGCUUCCGCGCAGCGUCCAAUCUCUCCAAGAGUGACCCAUUUGAUAGCUGA